Coniophora puteana RWD-64-598 SS2 is the source of this 791-nucleotide messenger RNA. RefSeq lists its product as uncharacterized. Gene Ontology annotation, molecular function: nucleic acid binding. Lineage: Eukaryota; Fungi; Basidiomycota; Agaricomycetes; Boletales; Coniophoraceae. The transcript is spliced from 5 exons. The record is from RefSeq and is a predicted model, not a curated record. Gene Ontology annotation, cellular component: tRNA-intron endonuclease complex. Gene Ontology annotation, biological process: tRNA-type intron splice site recognition and cleavage; tRNA splicing, via endonucleolytic cleavage and ligation. Bases 114 to 518 code for a protein of 134 amino acids.
CGCGAGCGCAGUGGGACCGAACAUUGGACGUACCAAAUUAUACAACGACCCACUCUCGCUGAUCUCCACGAGAGAGCAGAAAGAUCGCAAAACGACACCAAAACUCAGCACAGAUGCAAAACCACCCCUCACACGCAGCCCUCGCCCCCUUCCUCUCCAAGUACCCGCAGUCCUCCGGCCCGCUCUUCCAGGCCUACAACGACAUCGUCCUCGCCCAGAAAUGGACCGAAAUAGCGCUCCUGGACGUCCCAUCCUGCCAGCGCGGCGCCAUCCGCGGGACGCGUCCCUUGGCCCCCACCGACCCCGACGCACCGCGCGCGACGUGCGUCGUUCUCCCCGUUUCGCUGAGCGAGGAGAUCUCGACACGGUGGCUCCGCAACGCGUUCGCGGAUCUCGCCGCGCAGCAGGCUGCAUCUGGCACGCAAUCGGGCGACGAGCUCUACCUCGCGAUCGCGGCGGACGACGCGUCGACUGUGUUUUAUAAGCUCAGUCGGGGGAUCGUCAAGCCCCCGGUUUGAGCCUUGGGUUCCCUCGGGUCGGUGUUGGAUGGAAUGAGGCGGACUCAUGGUUGUGGAGCUUCUCGACGGUGUCAUUGCAUGCCUCUACCUCGAGCCUUUGGGUUGACCCUGGGAACGUGGUUGGGUCGGUGGUUUGCUGUGCAGUGGGGUCGGGUGACGUGGGCUACCAUGACUGGCGAAGAGUAGGUAUGCCGGCCUACAUAUGGAGGGCAAUUACGUCCUUUGCAGGAUACGUCGGUGAUCUCAAUUGGACGAGCAGCGGUUUAAUAUGCG